Myxozyma melibiosi is the source of this 1496-nucleotide messenger RNA. RefSeq lists its product as uncharacterized. The record is from RefSeq and is a predicted model, not a curated record. Gene Ontology annotation, molecular function: protein serine/threonine phosphatase activity. The coding region runs from base 169 to 1206 and encodes 345 amino acids. Gene Ontology annotation, biological process: chromosome segregation; regulation of mitotic cell cycle. The transcript has 5 exons. Gene Ontology annotation, cellular component: cytoplasm; nucleus. NCBI's taxonomy places the organism in Eukaryota, Fungi, Ascomycota, Lipomycetes, Lipomycetales, Lipomycetaceae.
ACCCUUUGGGUUCUUCUUCCGCGCGUCCUCCGUUACUUUGCUCUCCUCCACCGCUCUUCUUCUCUCUCUUCCACCCGGCUUCUUUCUUUUAUCUCUUCACUUCUCUCUUUCUCUCUGUCGUAAACACUCCCGUCGCUCUUUGCAACCCCAGCACAGUCCUCUCCAGCAAUGCCACCGAUCGCAUCCUCCUCCACAUCCACCUCCACCUCCUCCUCCACAUCUAAACACUCGCCCUCAGCCAAAUCGGCCGCUCCUCUCAAACCCCGCCCCGACUCUGACUUUGAUCUCGACAAUAUCAUCGAGAGGCUGCUCAAGGUCCGCGGCAGUCGGCCGGGAUCACACGUCGAUCUGCACGAAACUGAAAUCAGAUUCCUCUGCCUCAAGGCUCGGGAGAUCUUCAUCUCUCAGCCGAUCCUCCUCGAGCUCGAGGCUCCUCUGAAGAUUUGUGGCGACAUUCACGGCCAGUACUUUGAUCUCCUACGGCUGUUUGAGUAUGGCGGUUUCCCUCCCGAGGCGAAUUACCUCUUCCUGGGAGACUACGUCGAUCGAGGCAAGCAAUCUCUUGAGACCAUCUGCUUGCUUCUGGCAUAUAAAAUCAAAUACCCCGAAAACUUCUUCAUCCUCCGUGGCAACCAUGAGUGUGCCUCCAUCAACCGCAUCUACGGCUUUUACGACGAGUGCAAGCGAAGAUACAAUAUCAAGCUGUGGAAAACAUUCACAGACUGCUUCAAUUGUUUACCGAUCGCGGCGAUCAUCGAUGAAAAGAUAUUUGCCAUGCACGGCGGUCUUUCGCCCGAUCUUACCAGCAUGGAACAGAUCCGCCGAGUCAUGCGGCCGACUGACCUUCCGGAAUCUGGACUGAUCUGCGAUCUGCUCUGGUCGGAUCCCGACUCUGAUAUUCUAGGCUGGGGCGAAAACGACCGGGGAAUAUCGGUAACCUUUGGUCGCGACGUCGUCACGAAUUUCCUGCGCGAGCACGAUCUCGGGCUGAUAUGUCGCGCGCACCAAGUAGUCGAGGACGGCUACGAAUUCUUCUCGAAGCGGCAGCUCGUCACCAUCUUUUCGGCGCCAAACUACUGCGGCGAGUUUGAUAACGCGGGCGCGAUGAUGAGCGUCGACGAGUCGCUGCUGUGCUCGUUCCAGAUCCUGAAGCCGGCGGAGAAGAAGGCGAGAUAUGGUAUCAAAAAAGGUAGCAUCCGAAACUAAUCAUCUUACAAUUUUCUUUUCAUUUUAUAUAUCUCUUGAGUUGGUGAUGGUUGGUCAUCAAAGCACGGUUUUGUUUCUUUGUUCAAAAAAAUGGGCGAUAACGGAUGGAUGAGCUCCAAUUCGGCGUAUUAAGGAAGGAGGAGUAGGUGUUGUCUUUAUCUUGUUCUCAGUUUAUAUUAUUGUCGCUUCUUGAUUUCUUCUCGUCAGAGCACAGAAGUUUUCGAUAUUUUUUAUUUUGUAAAUAGCAUUAUACUGUUUCUUUUUAUCCCCCCAAAAAUUAACGAAUGAGU